AUGGCAUAUGUACCCAACUUUCGGCAGCUCGCCAUCGCCUGUGGUCAAUGCACACUGGGACCGGACAGCCGCUGGGACCGCGAGGCUGAGUACGUGGUGGUGCUGCGGGCACUCGCAGACGCCGACGGCUUUGAGGACGUCUUGGAGGCAGCCAGCAACGGCGACUUGGCUCGGGUGAUUCGCUUCCUGGAGAGGCCCCAGGUGAACACUUUUAUGGGCUGCGUGCGCCAUGGUGUCACCGGGGAGGAGGUUAUGUCCAAGGCGGACUUUGCCGCAUGGUGGGAUGAGGUAUGCGAGCUGCGGGACAGUGGCGUUGCAUGUUUUCUGGACGCGGUGAGGCGCGAGCUGGCCCGGCGCCUGCGGUUCCGCAACUUCCGGCAGCUCGCGCUCGCGUGCGGCCAGCAGAAGCUGGGUCCAGACAGCGGCUGGACGAAUGCCGAGCUCGUGGUUGUGAUGCGGUCAUACGAGUUUCAGGGUGAGGAUGUCGCCAAACAACUGGGGCAGGCAGCCAUGAAUGGGGACCUGGCGCAGGUUGUGGGCCAGUUGGACAAGCCAGUCGACCCGGAUGCUACGAACCAUGAUGGCAUGUCAGCUUUGCAUGAAGCCACUGCGCGGGGUCACGUUGAAGUUGCAUGUUGCUUGCUUGAAGCGGGUGCGGACAAGGAUCAGGCUGAUAAUGAUGGAGAUACGCCCAUGCAUUUUGCCGCUCGGUCAGGCAAUCUGAGCAUCGUACAUUGCUUGUUGGCAGCCCGUGCUCACGUGGACAAGACUGACAAUUGCGGCCGUAGGCCUCUUCAUUUUGCUGCCUGGCUGGGACAUACAGAGGUUCUUCUUUGCUUACUGGAGGCUGGGGCUGACAAAGAAAGGGCGGACCAUGACGGAGAUACUCCAAUCCACUGGGCUGCGGUGAAUGGCCAUCAUGAAGUGGUGCAUUGCUUGCUGGAAGCUGGCGUUGACAAGGACAAGUCUCACGACCAUGAUGGAGACACACCGAUGCAUGUCGGGGCGCGAUUUGGCCAACUGAAAGUUGUGCAAUGCUUGCUGCAAGCGAUGGCAGACAAAGACAAGACUGACAACUACGGGCGCACACCUGUGCAAAAGGCAGCUGACAGAGGCCAUGACAAAGUUGUGUGCUGCUUGCUGGCAGCCGGAGCUGACAAAGACAUGGCCGAUGAGGAUGGAGAUUCUCCCAUGCAUGUUGCUGCUCGCUUUGGCCAGCUGAAAGUUGUCCGCUGCUUGCUGUCAGCCGGCGCUGACAAGGACAAGGUCGACAAGUCUGGGACUACGCCCGUGCACCUCGCUUCAAUGAAUGACCAUGAGGAAGUUGUGAGAUGCUUGUUAGAAUCUGGCGCGAGCAGGGACAAACGCAAUGAUGCGGGGCACACUGCUAUGUACUUGGCGGCUUUGUUUGGCCACUGCCAGGUUGUGCGCUUGCUUGCCACAGCCGACCAGGCCAAGGCCGAUGGCUUUACUCCUUCGGAUGCCUCAAGCGGCCAUGAAGUUGCGCAUUUGAUGGAAGCCGGGUGCAGCUUUCCGCACGCGCGUUUUAGCAAGAGGAGACGGCUGCAUCAGCCUGCCAAUUUCGCCUGA
Messenger RNA from Effrenium voratum, 1590 nucleotides. NCBI's taxonomy places the organism in Eukaryota, Dinophyceae, Suessiales, Symbiodiniaceae. The record is from the annotation of a GenBank genome assembly.